Doryrhamphus excisus (bluestripe pipefish) is the source of this 8664-nucleotide messenger RNA. The record is from RefSeq and is a predicted model, not a curated record. NCBI's taxonomy places the organism in Eukaryota, Metazoa, Chordata, Actinopteri, Syngnathiformes, Syngnathidae.
ACUGUUAUACAGUGGGAGCAGUACUCGGGUGGAACCUUUGUUUCGGGAGUUGUUGUGCCAGGAUUGCACUGGGUGAGGACUUCCGCCAAAGCCUCCGUGUCCUCACUGCUAGCCACACUCGUAUCUGUUCCUACAGGUCAGUUGUUGACUAAAGUAACGAAUACAAUCUCUUUAAAAAAAACAAUAAUAUGCUAAGGGAAGUAAUUUAAACAUAUAGUAGUAUUUAAGCGCUUUCGAAAUAUUGUAAGAUUAUUGGUAGCGUCCGACCACAUUUAGACGACAGUGAGUGCCGUGUCGCGGCCAUUUUGGGUUCAGAUGGCCCUCACUCUUGUCUCACAGGCAAGCUCGCACCAUAUAUUAUCUUAGUUAUUCUGAAAAAACGGGUUUAAACUUUGACAUUACACUGCAUGUGAGAUGUAUUUGUUUCUAUAUGUAUGGCCAGUGUUAUUUAUUAAAUUAGGAAGGUGCUUAUUCUAUGCACUUAUGUAAAGUGAUGGUAUUAACAUGUUUAUGUUGCCAGUGUAAAACCAAAAGAGUGGAGGAAAUUUGGGAAAGGUAAUGAAGGUAUUGUAUGGAUGAAUGUUAUUUGUACUUAUUUGUGACCAUUAAUUGUAGACGAACGUAAUUCUUGUGUGAAUUUUGAAUUUCAAUACAGACACAAGACUAAGAAAUUGGUGCUUUGUGUCCUCACUGCUGUCCACUUGUAUCUGUUUUUACAGAUUGUUGUAUUUUGUUAUUGCAUUAUAGAUGUUAAAUGAAGCUUUUUUCAACUGUGACAUAUGACUCAAAACAAGAUAUUUUCAAGUCCCUUUGACUUAACAUUUUCAAGCUCUAUUGUCGAAGAAAGGUUCUUAAUGUCUCACUGAAAAAUGACUCUUUAGGUGAUUUUGUCUUAUAGCAAAGGAUCUAUUAUGUUCAUUUUUGGGCCCUUUGUAUCGAGUUGUGGACUCCUAUAGAGCAGCUGCACACAAUAACCCACACAGAACCUUUUUCUAGCUCUUACUGAAGGUCUAUGCUAUGGUCUAUACUGGUUCGUCAGCAUAAACCAGCAUAAUUUCUAUGCUGGGUCUGUUCUGGCAAAACAUUGACACAGUUCACUCAUACUGCAUGACUAAGCUAAAAAAAAAAAAACGACCUCGUAUUCAUGUCAGCAGGCCCAGCUUGACCUUUACCUGUCAAGAGUGAGUGUUCAAACGACCUUCACGGCGGAGGAGCGGAUCAAUUUCUUUCUCAAGCAAGGAGAGCCAAAUGAGCACAGCGUUUUUUUUAAUAACGAGUAUCCGUUUUAUAACGAGUAUCCUGCUCAUCCCUAGCAUCAGUCAGAAGACCAAGCUGGAAGUAACAAAUUAAUUUGCCAGUUUCCCGUGUUUAUUUAGUGUAAGUAAGUGGUUGUCUGGGUAGCAUUAUAGCGUGUGCAAACAGGGAGUGUCUUCCCUGCAUGCAUGCAAAUGACAAGCCUUUUUUUCUAGCCUUUUUCAUCACCAUCGAUGGAUCUACCCAAGCUUUUUUUAACACGGGUAGUCCUGCAAAAAACAUGUUAUGACCAAAUUUACGCUACCGAUGUAUCAAGAGAGUAAACGCGAACCCAAGAUACCACUUUUUGGGUAUAUAGAGUCAGGGGUCUCCAGCCAGUAGCCCAUGAGCCCAGUAGGUCCGAAACACUUUUCAAGAACCUCUCCAAAGUGCUUGUUCAUUUAUGGUCAACUCCUACACAGACAAAAUUAGAAAGUGGCUUUCUGAAAUAGUCUGGAAGUCCUCCGGAACGCUUGUGACCGUGGAUGGAAUAAAUUAAAACUGACCGUUUUGGUUAAUCUAAGGAAAUAUGGUUGGAAUAUAGGUGCAGAUUCUGGAAGAUAUAGAAAGCUUUCUGUGUGGGUUAUUGUGUGUUGCUGCUCUAUAGGAGUUCAGAAUCAGAAAAGGAUUAUUGCCAUGUAUGAUCAAACACAUACUAGGAAUUUGUUUUGGUAUAGUAGGUGCAGACACAUCUAUUAAAAAAGAAUGAAAAAUACAAAAUAUACAGAAUAACAGUAUAAAUAUAUGUACACAGUCUGUUUUUUGUUUGUUAUUCCGGAAGUGCAGUCUGAUUGUUUUUCCUAAAAGUCCAAACCAUAUAGUGAAAGUAUAGUGAAAGUGGCAGGAUGAGGCAGAGGUGGGGUGUGAAGAGUGUCAGGUGGGGUUCCGGGCCUUGUUGAUGAGACUGACAGCAGACGGGAAGAAACUGUUCUUGUGGUGUGAGGUUUUGGUCCUGAUGGACCGCAGCCUCCUGCCAAAGGGGAGUUUGUAUAAUAAGUCCCUGUUGUCCACACUGGACCAGCUCUACACCCUCACGAGGGUGCUUGAGGGUGCAUGGGAGUGCUUUGUGGAUCUGGAAAAGACAUUCGACCGUGGCGUCCUUUUGAGGGGUGCUCCGGGAGUACGGGAUUGGUGGCGCACUACUACAGUAAACCUCGGAUAUAUCGGAAAUUCGCUCACAACGGACAGAUAAAAAAGAACCGAUUUUUCUGUAAUGCAUUUCCAAUAAAAAUUCAUUGCAUAUAUCAGAUUUUUUAUAACGGAUUUCGCCUAUUUCGGACAAAAUCUCCAGUCCCGUUCCAAUUUCCCUCGCAUAUAUUGGAUGGCCGCAUCGUGGCGCUCCGAUUCGCCGAAUCGUGACAGGCCGCUAUACGACGUCAUUUGCAGCGUUGCCUGCGCGAUUUAUAUUCACGUCGCUAGGAGUGGUUUGGCGGGAGCGGGAAUCGUCGAAAUCGCUACGACCAUGCCACCCAAACGAAAAACUCUUACUUUUCAGCAAAAGUACGAUGUUGUAAAGUAUGCCGAGGAACAUCCAGGGCAGAAGCAAGUGACCAUAGCCGUCAAAUUCGGUUUGAAAUCUUCAACACUGAGUGACAUUCUCAAAAAUAAGGACACUAUAAAGAGUAACGUUGAAGAUCCAGAAAAAGCUGCACGAAAAGCGGGAGAUGCCAAACGGAUUAGAAAGGUCUCAUACGACGAUGUGGACUAUGCACUGAUUCUUUGGUUCCGGCAAAAUGCCGGUUUACCGAAAAUCCGCAUUAACUCCGAGAUGCUUCGCCAGAAAGCUGAAUAUUUUGCAAAGGAAUUUGGUCACGAGGAUCCAAAGAUCACAACUGGCUGGGUUGACCGCUUCAAAAAACGUUGGGGGAUCGCCAAGAUACGCAAGUGUGGAGAGUCUGGUGGCGUCGACAUCACUGUUGUCGAAGACUGGAAAAGGGAGAAGAUAGCUGACAUUCUGAGACGUUUUAAAACAGAGGACAUUUUUAAUGCAGACGAAACUGGAUUAUUCUGGCAAAUGCUGCCAGAAAACACCCUGGGAUUUAUCGGCAAAAGUGUCCAUGGAAAAAACCAGCCCGAGCCACGCAUAACCGUUCUUGUUGGUGCCAACAUGGAUGGCUCCGAAAAGCUCCCUCUCUUCGUAAUCGGCACGAGUAAGCAGCCAAGGGCAUUUAAAGGCGUGAGGCAUCUACCCAAUGAGUACACAGCUAAUAGGAAGGCAUGGAUGACAAGUCUCCUGUUCGAGGACUGGCUGAAAAAACUCGAUGUUCGUAUGGGACGCUAUCAUCGUAAGAUAUGCAUGAUAGUGGAUAACUGUACUGCACACCCAAACGUGGGAUUGGACAACAUCGAGCUGGUUUUCCUUCCCCCCAAUACUACGAGUCACACACUGCCUAUGGAUGGUGGAAUUAUUCGCAACUUGAAGUUCUUCUACAGGCACAUCCUGGCAAACAGAAGGUUGCAGGCUGCCGAAAAGAAGGAAACCUUCAAGUGGGAUUUGCUGGACGCCAUGUUUGCCAUCAAAUCUGCAUGGGCCAACGUCAAGCAAAGCACAAUCCGAAACGUCUUCAGGAAAGUAGGAUUCGUUGCCGGUGAGGACGUAGAGGGCUCAGCUGACGUCGAAGUCAUGGAAGUGAUUCCAUCAACCUCCCAGGAAGAAUUAAACCCCACUCAACAUGUUGAAGUGACCCAAUUCCGGAAUAUUUGGUCCCGUCUUGCAGAGAUACUUGGAGAGGCCAUUCCGAACAGCCACGAAGAGUAUGUUGAUGUUGACGCAGCAGACAUGGAGGUACACCCCGUCUUAGAUGAUCAAGCAAUCAUAGAAUGUGUAAAGAACUCGGCUGAACAAUCUGAUGAGAGUGAUGACGAUGUCGUGGAAGUUGGAGCUGUAGGUGGAAUCCAGCAGCCGUCGGCCCCAUCGAUCUCCCAAGCCUACGAUGCACUGGACGUGAUCCGCCGCUUCACAGCCACUCUUCCAGAUUCCCGGGACACAACAGAGAUAUCCCGGUUGAUGCCCAUCUUUGACCGUGUCCUUCUGAUGGAGACACCAAGACGUUUAAAGCAGUCCGCAAUUACAGACUUCAUGAGUGAUUAGAUCGCCAAGUUCCCGACGUCUUGACUCGUGCAGCGAUAGCACUUCGUUUUAUGUUGGUUUUUGACUCUCUCUAUAGGCCUAGAGUUGAGGCUUCACUGAAUUCAUAAGGACGAUGAAACAGCGAUAAACUUUUAUACAGUAAACCUCGGAUAUAUCGGACUCGGAUAUAUCGGAAAUUCGCUCACAGCGGACAGAUAAAAAAAGAACCGAUUUUUCUGUAAUGCAUUUCCAAUAAAAAUUCAUUGCAUAUAUCGGAUUUUUUAUAACGGAUUUCGCCUAUUUCGGACAAAAUCUCCAGUCCCGUUCCAAUGCAUUUCCAUUAAAUUUCCCUCGCAUAUAUCGGAUGGCCGCAUCGUGGCGCUCCGAUUCGCCGAAUCGUGACAGGCCCUAUACGACGUCAUUUGCAGCGUUUGCAGCGUUGCCUGCGCGUCCAGAUACAUUGGAAACAUAGUCAAGGAAGUGCCUUUUUAUAACGGAUAAAAUCCGCAUAUAUCGGAUUUAUAUCCGGUAUAUGCGUAAAACUGACAUUUUCCGGUAUACGCAUAUAACGGAUUUCGCUUAUAUCGGACAAAACCAGUGGGAACAAUUGAAUCCGAUAUAUCCGAGGUUUACUGUACUCCCAAUGGGAUGGCUGAUUUAUUUUUACGUUCACGUUUCUAGGACUGGUUGACAUUAGCGAGGUUUAGAAACCAAACGAUAAACGUAAGUGCAAACGAUAAUGACGUCACAUGCUAUUGAAAUGUAUGGGAACUUGCCGACUUGUCAAUAGCCUGUGACGUCAUUAUCGUUUGCGUUUACGUUUAUCAUUUGGUUUCUAAACCUCCCUAAUAGCAACAAGAAGGCAUUUCUACAGAUUUGACAAUUUUUUUUUUUCGCUGUACAUGCUCAUGUACAUGUUUGUAAUUCAUACAAAGAUGUUACAGUAAACCUCGGAUAUAUCGGAAAUUCGCUCACAACGGACAGAUAAAAAAGAACCGAUUUUUCUGUAAUGCAUUUCCAAUAAAAAUUCAUUGCAUAUAUCAGAUUUUUUAUAACGGAUUUCGCCUAUUUCGGACAAAAUCUCCAGUCCCGUUCCAAUGCAUUUCCAUUAAAUUUCCCUCGCAUAUAUCGGAUGGCCGCAUCGUUAUGCUAAUCUUGUUGAUGUCACUGGCUAUUGUCUUUCUCCUGGCUCCAGAUUUAGGACAAAUAUAAAAGUGAGUGACGUCAAUAAUACUAGCACAGCAGUGAAUGAGAUCUUAACCUCACUAUUGGAAAUAACGUAGGCCUGACGGGCGUAACAGGGCCUAGCUUAAUUAACAAUUUGUUAUGCUCAGAGUCCAAUAAAGUUCAAUUCUCAUUACCUUACGUCUCUUUUCAUUGCCCAGUCCAGGUACAUUGGAAACAUAGUCAAGGAAGUGCCUUUUUAUAACGGAUAAAAUCCGAUUUACGCAUAUACCGGAUAUAAAUCCGAUAUAUGCGUAAAACGGACAUUUUCCCGUAUACGCAUAUAACGGAUUUCGCUUGUAUCGGAAAAAACCAGUGGGAACAAUUGAAUCCGAUAUAUCCGAGGUUUACUGUACAUGCUAUCCGGUCUUUGUACAAACGGGGCAGGAGUCUGGUCCGCAUUUCCAGUAGUAAGUCAAGCCUGUUUCCGGUAAACGUUGGCCUCCGCCAAGGCUGCCCUUUGUCACCCAUUCUGUUCAUAAUUUUCAUGGACAGAAUUUCUAGGCACAGCCAAGGUGUUGAGGGAGUCCGGUUCGGGGGCCUUAGAAUCUCAUCUCUGCUAUUUGGAGAUGAUGUGGUUCUUAUGGCUUCUUCGGGCUGCGACCUUCAGCGUUUACUGGGACGGUUUGCAUCUGAGUGUGAAACGUCUGGAACGACUGGAAUGAGACUCAGUACCUCCAAAUCAGAGGCCAUGGUUCUCAGUCGGAAAAGGGUGGAGUGCUCCCUCCGGGUUGGGAAUGAGGUCCUGCCCCAGGUGGAGGAGUUUAAGUAUCUUGGGGAAGGUGGGAGCGUGAGGUCGACAGACGGAUCGGUGCAGCCUCGGCAGUAAUGCGGUCGCUGUACUGGACCGUCGUGGUGAAAAGAGAGCUGAGCCAGAGGGCAAAGCUCUCAAUUUACCGGUCGAUCUAUGUUCCCACCCUCACCUAUGGUCAUGUGAUUUGGGUCGUGACCGAAAGAAUGAGAUGGCGGAUACAGGCGGCUGAAAUGAGUUUCCUCCGUAGGGUAGCUGGACUCACCCUAAGAGAUAGGGUAAGGAGCUCAGUCAUCCUGGAGGGGCUCAGAGUAGAGACACUUCUCCUUCACAUCGCUUGGGCAUCUAGUCCGGAUGCCUCCCGGACGCCUCCCUGGUGAGGUGUUCCGGGCAUGCCCAGCCGGGAAAAGGCCCCAGGGCAGACCUAGGACACGCUGGAGGGAUUAUGUCUCACAGCUGGCCUGGGAACGCCUUAGUGUCCUCCUGGUGGAGCUGGAGGAGGUGGCCGGGGACCGGGAAGUCUGGGCUUCCCUACUAAGACUGCUGCCCUCGCGACCCGGAUAAGCAGAGGAAAAUGGAUGGAUGGAAGUCCCUGUUGUUGUAGUUGAUAUAUGACAAGAAAUAUGUCAAAAAUAGUUAGGGCGCAGUGGCGUCAUUAGGCCCAAUUUAGGGACCCCCCUAACUAAUUUCAUAUGUUCAUGUAUUUUUUAAUGUAUUUUUUAUGUAUUCAUUAAUUUUUUAUGUAUUAUUUAUUUGUUUAUUUAUUUAUUUUUUACAAAAAAAUACAGACAAAUUCUAUAUAACAGGGCAAAAACAGGCUAAUACUAGCCUACUACUACUACUACAACUACUACUAGUAUUAGUAGUAAUAAUCAGAAGUAGAUAGAUAGAUAGAUAGAUAGAUAGAUAGAUAGAUAGAUAGAUAGAUAGAUAGAUAGAUAGAUAGAUAGAUAGAUAGAUAGAUAGAUAGAUAGAUAGAUGAAAUGUCAUAUAAUAAUAAAUAAUAAUGUGGAGAAUAAAUAGAUGACAUCAAAUAUGAACAAUGAUGAUAGUAAUAAUAAUAGGCUAAUGACUAAUAUAAUAAUGAUUAUUAUAUCAUUGAUCACUGUCCACUGGACAGAAUGGUUGCAGAGCUUGAGCAGCGGUUUUGCAGUGUAGAUUGUGUGUACUUGUGUACAUUUAAUGGUGGCAUAAAACUAUUGAAUAUCUCUACUAAAUCUGUCCAAAAGUGGGAAAGUUAUAUCCCGGUUUUUGUUCCUUAUUUGGAUUUUUUGGAAUGUCUACUACAUUCAUUCAUAUCCUGUGUAUCUCAGGAGGCUAAGCCCCCCCUGUCCUCAGAACCUAGUGACGCCCCUGACAGUUGCAUUAAGCUGCAUUAGGAUGAAGGAUUUACCUCCUAAAAUGCCGUCCUGUGUUUGCCCCCAAAGCAGAUGGGAACAGGAAAUGGAUUGUUUGGGCACCAGCUGCGGUCAUCCCAGGUUAAUUAGUAAAUGAUUCAGAUUAUAAUUCCCCAUUUUUACCCCCAUUAACGUCUUUUAGUGGCAGCACCUGCCGAAGCCAUGCAACAUCUUUUCUUUUAGUCAUAGCUUGUGAAAAGAGAAUCUCAGUUAAAGAAGUUUUUUGUUUCCCUUUCCUCUUUGAAUAAUUCGUCCUGAAGACCUCUUACGGAACGCAUCAUUGUGCCAACAGGACAAAGACGGUCAUAUUUGCUCCAGUUUUCUUGACUUUCGGCGCUGACUGCAGCUUUUAGUUGUAUACCCCCACCUCCUAAGGCAGCGUUCCUUCCCCCCCUUCCCUGUCACUACCCCGUCCAUUAGUGCUUUUGUCCCCCACCCCAAUGUGAUAUUUGAAUGUAAGCGUGCAAUGAUGGAUUCAUCUAGAGCAGGGGUCUCAAACUCAAUUUACCUGGGGGCCACUGGAGCUAGGGUCUGGGCAAGGCUGGGCCGCAUCAGGUUUUCAAAAAAAAAAAAAAACACGUAUUUGUUAAAAACAGAAAAAUAUACAAACUUUUUCAGUGCUUUGGUUCCGAUUUUCUACAAGAAAAGCUCUGAUAAAACAUUCCACUGUUCUCAAAUAUCUUACUUUUUAUUUUUCUGCACAAAAUAAGAUGAAAAACAAAUAAACAAACCAAGAAUCAAUUAAUCAGUAAUAAAUAAAUAUAAUAAUAAUAAUAAAACGGCAAAUAAUAAAAACUUAAGAAACCACAUAUAGUUGGUGGGUAGACAAAUUAUUUUUUUCAGAUUAAAAUGAACAAAGCAUUAUUAGAGCCCUGUAGACAUGACAAAACACGACUAUAGUCACAUUUAUACUCUUUUUAUUUACAACA